GGCGCACUUCCUCUUCAAGUUUCCCACCAGCAUGAGUUUCAAGAAAAGCAAACUCGACCUUUUAGUCCGUGUCAGAUACGCAAAUCCCCUUCCACCUCCUCCAUGUCCUCCAAAACUCCUUGAUAUACCAACCACCCCCUUGCGUUAUGCUCGCCCAGAAUUUCUCAAUAUUCUCGCAAAUAGCACUCCUUUACCAAUGAUAGUAGAUGCUGAAUGUGGUAUGCCAUUAGACCUGGGCAAAUGGGAAUCACUAUGGGAGGAAGGUGCAGAUGAUUCAGCAUUGAAUCCCGACAUCAACAACCUUCCAAAGCUCGAUCCAGCAGACGAAUUUCUCGCGUAUGACCCAGUGGGUCCUAGUGGCAGUUACACCAACGGCCAUACGGGCACAAGCACACCAUCAUCUGGGCCUGCCUUGGGCUCCGUACCGUGGCUUCGUAAAACGGAGUAUACGAGUGAUCGCUCUCAAAGAUCUGUUGCAGAACCCAAACACGUCGUAUUGGCCCCCAUUGACGUCUCUCGCGAAGCACAAUUACGCGACAUUGAAGCCUCAUUCGUCGAAGCUAACGAAAAUUUCUCUCUCAACUCCCUCCGUCAUCCUAUCAAACCCAACGUCGUCGCGGAAGAGUCUUACGAAAUAUUACCAGACAGCGAUAUUUGGGCGAAUCAAUACGACUUGUUCAGGUUCUCUGAACGACCUGGGGAUAGAAAUGUCGACCAAGAUGACCCAAGGCUGGAUUGUGCUAUUCUCCGCCCCAUGAAGAUCGAUCAUGACUCGUUUUUGGCCUAUUACUUGACGCGAGACGACGGAUCCGCGUUUACGUUCAAAGAGAGACGAAAGACAGCUCGACCGUAUGAGGUACCCGAAGAGGACGAUGAAAUCGAAUUCCACUUUGUCAGGGAUUACGAAACAGUCAAAGUUGAACAGGAAGUUCCGAAUGAAUUUUUGCUCGUCAUAGAUGAUGGUCCUACUGAGGGCGAGAAUCUAGAAGACGAAGUCUUUAGCGAUGACCGGCCUCGACGCCGUGUAAAGGGUGCAUACUACAAGAACAUUGAAAGAAAGAUGUUGCUCAAGAAGAAACGCGUUAAUAUGUACGAACCGACAUACGAAGAUAAAUGGGAAAUAGUCAAAGUCACUCAUGCACCUAUGAGUCAAGAAGAAGAGGAAGAGCGUGACGAGGGUCUGGCAGAAGUUGUGGAUCCUCUUUUCUUGAUGCGGGCAGUAGCAGAGGUUGAUGCAGAAGGGGAUGUCGUUGACAAUGACUUUGGUAUACCAGGCUCUGGUGUGAAUGGGGAGACCAACAUGAUCGAUGUAAUGUAAUUUAUUUGUUGUCUUACGAUUGCUUCGCUUGCUUUGCUUUCCAUAGUCAUCGAUGUAUAAUCGAACUGUGCAC
This is a messenger RNA of Marasmius oreades (fairy-ring Marasmius), 1391 nucleotides long. RefSeq lists its product as uncharacterized. Gene Ontology annotation, biological process: transcription elongation by RNA polymerase II. Gene Ontology annotation, cellular component: Cdc73/Paf1 complex. Gene Ontology annotation, molecular function: chromatin binding; RNA polymerase II complex binding. The transcript has 7 exons. The record is from RefSeq and is a predicted model, not a curated record. NCBI's taxonomy places the organism in Eukaryota, Fungi, Basidiomycota, Agaricomycetes, Agaricales, Marasmiaceae. The coding region runs from base 32 to 1318 and encodes 428 amino acids.